Aspergillus clavatus NRRL 1 is the source of this 1806-nucleotide messenger RNA. Its product is annotated as UV-endonuclease UVE-1. Gene Ontology annotation, molecular function: endonuclease activity. The transcript has 2 exons. The record is from RefSeq and is a predicted model, not a curated record. Lineage: Eukaryota; Fungi; Ascomycota; Eurotiomycetes; Eurotiales; Aspergillaceae. Gene Ontology annotation, biological process: mitochondrial DNA repair; response to UV; nucleotide-excision repair. The coding region runs from base 1 to 1806 and encodes 601 amino acids. Gene Ontology annotation, cellular component: nucleus; mitochondrion.
AUGCCACCCACUGCGGUCGUGGACAAUGAGAACGGCGGACCCGUCGGGCUGUUAGACACUGUCGCGGUCGUUUCGCCGGAAACCACUAGAAACGGGCAGCCUCGGGAUGCGCCCAUGGAUCCCGAAUCUGAUGAGGAUGUUCCGCUUGAGGCUGAGGAACUGCAAGAUGCUCUCUCGCGACCGCCGCCAGUGAACAGUAGCUACCUUCCCCUCCCAUGGAAAGGCCGACUAGGCUAUGCCUGUUUGAAUACAUAUUUGCGAAACUCAAAUCCUCCAGUGUUCUGCUCUCGAACUUGUCGGAUCGCCUCGAUCUUAGAGAAUCGACACCCACUUGCCGACCCCUCACAGCCAGCUCACCCAACCAAGAAUCGUCCUGAUAGGGACCAAACCCCCGAUGUUGCGCGGGGACAGGCGUAUGUUGAGGGCCUGGGGCUUACCAAUGCGCGGGAUCUCAUUAAACUUCUACGUUGGAAUGACAAAUAUGGCAUCAAAUUCAUGCGGCUGAGCAGUGAAAUGUUCCCAUUCGCCAGCCACAAAGAGUACGGCUAUAAGCUCGCCCCAUUUGCGUCUGAGGUCCUUGCAGAAGUUGGUCACGUUGUUGCUGAAUUGGGCCAUCGGGUGUCCGUCCACCCGGGCCAGUUUACGCAACUCGGGUCUCCCAGGGCAGAUGUGAUCGACAGCUCGAUUCGCGAUCUCGAGUACCACUCGGAGAUGUUGCAGCUGCUGGAAUUGCCUCCACAGCAGGACCGUGACGCCGUUAUGAUUCUCCACAUGGGUGGUGUAUUCGGCGACAAAGAGGCGACGCUCGAUCGGUUCCGGGAAAACUACAAAGAUCUUUCGCAGGACAUCAAAAAUCGACUUGUCUUGGAGAAUGAUGAUGUUAGCUGGUCAGUACACGAUUUACUGCCCAUCUGCGAGGAAUUGAACAUCCCACUUGUUCUGGAUUUCCAUCACCACAACAUUAUCUUCGAUUCCAAUGAACUGCGCGAGGGUACUCUGGGUAUCAUGAAUCUAUUCGGGAGAAUCAAGGCCACUUGGACCCGCAAGGAUAUCACCCAGAAGAUGCAUUAUUCAGAGCCUAUUCCUUCUGCUAUCACAAACCGUCAGCGCAGGAAGCAUAGCCCUCGUGUCUCCACUCUUCCACCCUGCGAUCCGACCAUGGAUCUCAUGAUUGAAGCUAAGGACAAAGAACAAGCUGUAUUUGAGUUGAUGCGGCGGUUCAAACUGCCUGGCCAUGACCUCUUCAACGACGUACUCCCAUACACACGGAAUGAUGAGAACAAGCCUUUCAAGCCGCCUCGGAAGACGAAGAAGAACGGAGGCUUCGUUGACCUCGAGGGUCAAGUCCCUCCCGCCCCCACGAUUCCCGAGGAAGAGGUGGGAAUGGGUGGCCCAGAGCGAAGGGUCUACUGGCCUCCUGGCAUGGAAGAGUGGCUUCGACCGAAGAAGAUCAUUCGUGCCAAAGCAGGACAGAGCCCAGCGAAGCCGGGUACAACUAAGAAAAAAGCCAAGACCGAAGGGGAUGAUUCACAAGUCAAGGAAGAAGACGGUGAAAUAAAGAAUGGAGCCCCUUCUCCCCCUGUCUCUAAAACUCCCCGACAGGCGAAACGCACAGCAAGUGUCAAAAAGCAACCGAGCAGGAAACGGAAGGCGUCUCCCACUCCGCCAUCCACGCCAUCUGAUUCCGAUGUCGAGGCUCUGGAUUUGGCAGAAACACCCCAGUUGAGCCGUAGUGGAGCGAGCGGUGCUCGUCGUAGCCGACGUACGAAGACGGUGAACUACGCCGAGGAGAGUCACUCCGAGUGA